Molecule: messenger RNA, 651 nt
Organism: Pipistrellus nathusii (Nathusius's pipistrelle)
Lineage: Eukaryota; Metazoa; Chordata; Mammalia; Chiroptera; Vespertilionidae
Source: the annotation of a GenBank genome assembly
AUGCAAGUGGGGAAGCCCAUCCUCUAUUCCUAUUUCCGAAGCUCGUGCUCCUGGAGAGUUCGGAUCGCUCUGGCCUUGAAGAGCAUCGACUAUGAAACAGUGCCCAUCAACCUCAUAAAGGAUGGGGGCCAGCAGUUCUCCAAAGAAUUCCAGGCACUUAACCCCAUGAAGCAGGUGCCAGCCCUGAAGAUCGAUGGCAUCACCAUUGGCCAGUCGCUGGCCAUCAUCGAGUACCUGGAGGAGACUCGGCCCACUCCGCGGCUCCUGCCUCAGGACCCAAAGAAGAGGGUCCUUGUGCGCAUGAUCUCCGACCUCAUCGCUGGCGGCAUCCAGCCCCUGCAGAACCUGUCUAUCCUGAAGCAAGUAGGACAGGAGAACCAGCUGGCCUGGGCCCAGAAGGCCAUCAAUUCUGGCUUUAGCGCCUUGGAGCAGAUACUACAGAGCACAGCGGGGAAAUACUGCGUGGGAGAUGAGGUGUCCAUGGCAGACCUCUGCUUAGUGCCUCAGGUGGCAAAUGCUGAAAGGUACAAGGUGGAUCUCACUCCCUACCCUACCAUCAGCCGUAUCAACAAGGCGCUGCUGGCCUUGGAGGCCUUCCAAGUGUCUCACCCCUGCCGGCAGCCAGACACGCCCCCGGAGCUGAGGGCUUAG